CUGAGCGUCGCCGCCAGCGCCGUCUUCCAGCUGGCGGAGACCGGCAACGCCACGGUGGUGGUUCCCGCCAUCGUGGUGGCCGAGUUCUACUACCUGUCGGCCAAGCUGGGCAGUCCCCUGGAACCGUCGGCAUUGCUGGAGGCGCUGGACUCGGUGAGCGGGAUAGAACUGUCCGAGUUGGGCCGGGCACAGCUGGAGAGGCUGGACCGGUUUCCCGAGGUUUCGGAGAUGCAUGACCGGCUGAUCGCCGCGGAGUCUGACGCGCUGGGCGCAGCGGUGGUGACCCGGGACGAGGCGCUGGCGCGCAGGUGA
Geodia barretti is the source of this 312-nucleotide messenger RNA. The record is from the annotation of a GenBank genome assembly. NCBI's taxonomy places the organism in Eukaryota, Metazoa, Porifera, Demospongiae, Tetractinellida, Geodiidae.